UGUGCGCAUGCGCACCACAGUGAGAUUACUGCACAGCGCACUCUAAGUUGGAUCUUCUCUGUCUUCACGGAAACCAGAAAACAUAAAAGUAUGGCGAUCUUUAGAAUAAGACAAAAGAGCUUCGUGCGCGUCUGGACGUUAAUCGUGAUAGUGGCCGUGGUGUGUGCGCAAAGUGUCAAUGAUCCAAGCAAUAUGUCUAUCGUAAAAGAAACUGUUGACAGACUAUUGAAAGGAUAUGAUAUUCGCUUGAGGCCAGAUUUUGGAGGUCCUCCGGUGGGAGUGGGGAUGAACAUAGACAUAGCCAGCAUAGACAUGGUCUCCGAAGUUAAUAUGGACUACACACUGACUAUGUAUUUCCAGCAAGCCUGGCGAGACAAACGUCUGUCCUAUUCUGAGAUUCCUCUUAACCUGACGCUGGAUAACCGUGUAGCCGAUCAGCUCUGGGUGCCGGACACGUACUUCCUAAACGACAAGAAGUCGUUUGUACAUGGUGUAACAGUGAAGAACAGAAUGAUCCGUCUCCAUCCAGAUGGCACUGUGCUUUAUGGGCUCAGGAUUACGACCACAGCCGCCUGCAUGAUGGACUUGCGCAGAUACCCGCUUGAUGAGCAGAACUGCACGCUGGAAAUCGAGAGCUAUGGCUACACCACGGAUGAUAUUGAGUUUUACUGGCGAGGAGGAGACCAUGCAGUAACGGGGGUUGAAAGGAUAGAGCUCCCUCAGUUCUCCAUAGUGGACUACAAACUCAUCUCUAAAAACGUGGUGUUUUCCACAGGUUCGUAUCCUCGCCUCUCCCUGAGCUUCAAGCUUAAGAGAAACAUUGGCUACUUCAUUCUGCAGACAUACAUGCCUUCCAUCCUAAUCACCAUCCUGUCCUGGGUAUCCUUCUGGAUCAACUAUGAUGCCUCGGCUGCCAGGGUUGCUUUAGGUAUCACCACUGUGUUGACCAUGACCACCAUCAACACACAUUUGCGGGAGACGCUUCCAAAGAUCCCAUAUGUCAAAGCCAUUGACAUGUACCUGAUGGGUUGUUUCGUCUUCGUCUUCCUGGCUCUGCUGGAGUAUGCGCUGGUCAACUACAUCUUCUUCGGCAGAGGACCGCAGCGGCAGAAGAGAGCUGCAGAGAAAGCCUCCACAGCCAACAAUGAAAAAAUGAGAAUGGACCCUAACAAAUGGUUGGUGGGAAAUGUAGUUCAGAGAGACGAUGCUCUAUAUGCCAGAAUGAAACAGAGGGAUAUUGACGCGCAUGACUCCAUGUGGGAACCGAUCUUUGUGGAUGAUGCAGCAUUAGGACUAGGCGAUUCAAAAAAUAAGAUGGACCCCCAUGAAAACAUCCUUCUCAGUCCUCUGGAGAUCAAGAAUGAAAUAGGCACAUCGGAGUUGACCCUGAGUUUGGGUGACCCCCGUGCAACCAUGCUGGCCUUCGACAGCUCCUCGCUGCAGUAUCGCAAAGCCGGCCUGGCCAGACACAACUUUGGACACAAUGCGCUGGAACCCCACGUGGCUCAGAAGAAGAGCCGACUACGACGGCGCACUUCACAGCUUAAAAUCACCAUCCCUGACUUAACUGAUGUCAAUUCAAUCGACAAGUGGUCGAGAAUGAUCUUCCCCACCGUAUUUUCCUUCUUCAACGUCGUCUAUUGGCUUUAUUAUAUCAACUAACUGGAUAUCAGGGCUGUCCGAGAAGCGCCACUUAUUUUUAUGUCAGUAUACUCUUCUGUCUGAUUUCGCAAUACAAGCAGGACUUAGAGUACAGUAUGUUGACAAAUUCAAAUCAGGACUAAUUCUCUUUGACCCUGGGUUCACCUUAAUUGCUGGCUGACACGGAUCCUCUAAAAAGGUUAAGAACAAAUGGUGCCUGCUCUAAAAUUCAGUAGUUUUUAAUGCGUUUGAAGGUGUUGUUCAGAGUUUCCUUUGCUAGAUUUAUUUAUUUAUUUUAGGAUUUCUUUUAGAGCAAGAUUCAUUGUUUUGUUGCAAAAUUAUCAAAACAGUUACUGCCGCAAAUUAUCUUUAUACAAGCAGAAAUAUCGAAGUCUUAACAUGAAAAGUGGAUGUCUAGAGUUAUUUCCCCUUUUAAACAUUUCUAAAAUGAGAAGCACUUGGUAAUUUAAUAUUUAUCUACCUUUAUUUGUAAUCUUUAUUUUUUUCACAGUCUAUUGUGUGAAGAGACAAUAUGAAUAGUUCUAACAUUUUCUACUUCUCUACUCACAGAUGAUAGUUUAUCCAAGACAAUUUAUUAUACACUUUUAUGUAACCUCAUUUAUUUUGAUAAAACUUGUCACUCAAAUCCUCAAAAUAUUAUUCUCACCUUAGCCAACUUUAUAUUUCCACUAUGCUUGUAUCGAGUUUAAUUUCGAUAUCUAGCGUGCCAUGGAAAUUAAAGACAUUAAUACUAAUAACACAAAAUCAGUUUUUUAUAGUACUCAAAAAUUUAAUUUGUUAUUCAGCUAAUCUGUCUGUUAGCAUUCUCACUCAUCUUAGCAUUCCCAUGAGCACUUGAGCUGUAAAUGCCAUGUGAAUGAUUAACAUUCUGUUGUAAAUCGCUUCGAUAAGCAGCGAUAAUCCUGCGCUGUGACAUGAAUGGCAACAGACAAGGGCAAAAUAAAUUAA
Molecule: messenger RNA, 2610 nt
Organism: Carassius carassius (crucian carp)
Lineage: Eukaryota; Metazoa; Chordata; Actinopteri; Cypriniformes; Cyprinidae
Product: gamma-aminobutyric acid receptor subunit beta-2-like
Exons: 10
Coding region: 91-1662 (523 amino acids)
Biological process (GO): signal transduction; nervous system process; regulation of membrane potential
Cellular component (GO): neuron projection; synapse; GABA-A receptor complex
Molecular function (GO): GABA-A receptor activity; neurotransmitter receptor activity; extracellular ligand-gated monoatomic ion channel activity
Source: RefSeq, a predicted model, not a curated record